AUGACAACGAAUCAUAGACCAACAUUAGAGAGUAAACGAGGGAAAGCUGAACUGAUUUCAAACACAAUAUUUCAUUCAAGAUCUUUACCCCAACAUACCUCUUUGAAAUAUAGAGGUGAUAUACGAAAACCUAAGGUUGAUACUAAGAUCGGGAAACAAGCAGUAGAGGAGUUGAAGAAGGAUUUACUUCUAAAUGAGGGUAAACUUGAAGAUUCUUUAAAAAUUAAUAAAUCAUUAACGGAUGGUGAUCAUCUGAUGGAUGAGCAUAUAAGUAAAACAAUUGAUAAUCAAGAAGAUGAGCGGGAUUAUAACAGACAGGAAUAUGAUGAAAGAUCAAUAGGUAAAGAAGAAUACAGUGGUUCGGAAGAUGAUUCUGGAGAUGAUUCAGAAGACGAAACUGCUCAACUAAUGGAAGAACUUGCCAAAAUAAAAAAAGAAAGACAAGAGGAACAAGAAAAAUUAGAAUUGCAAAAUAAACUUGAUAAAACUAAAGUAUCCAAUCCGUUGGUGCAGGUAGUAGGUGCUUCUACUGAAGCGAAUUUUAAAAUUAAGAAGAGUUGGAGAGACAGCACGGCUUUCAAGAAGCAAAACUCACAGAAUAAAAAUGAUGAUGAAACCUUUACAAAUGAUACUUUGAACUCCGAAUUUCAUCAAAACUUUUUGACGAAGUAUAUAAGAUAA
This is a messenger RNA of Debaryomyces hansenii CBS767, 681 nucleotides long. RefSeq names its product U2-type spliceosomal complex subunit. Gene Ontology annotation, molecular function: RNA binding. Lineage: Eukaryota; Fungi; Ascomycota; Pichiomycetes; Serinales; Debaryomycetaceae. Gene Ontology annotation, cellular component: catalytic step 2 spliceosome. Gene Ontology annotation, biological process: mRNA cis splicing, via spliceosome. Bases 1 to 681 code for a protein of 226 amino acids. The transcript has a single exon. The record is from RefSeq and is a predicted model, not a curated record.